AAAAAUACUUCACCAGGUGUCACCAUAGACCAAAAUAAGUUCCCGUUUUAUUGGAAGUCCUAUCAAAUAAUGAAGAUCAACACACCAAAAAUGGCUACACCGAUUGAGGAAAUGCUAGAGCAAAAUUUAAAGAUAAGAGUGGGCAUGGUAAAUGUCAGUGAUGGAAAGAGUAAUCCCGUUUUGAGUCGCUUGAAGUUGACGAUGGAGCUAUUAAUUUUGCAGCGUCUAGAUUCAUCAACACCAUCAGCCAUCUUAUCAAUUAAUUCAGAGGAACGGAUGGUGCAAGUAAGGCGUGACAAAAAAAGCGGCUUAGGUUUGAGUAUAAAAGGCGGGGCCGAACACAAACUGCCCAUUCUUAUAUCCAAGAUUUACAAAUAUCAAGCUGCCGAUAUAACGGGACAACUGUAUGUAGGUGACGCCAUUUUGAAGUAAGUUCCGAAUAGAGUUGCCCCAG
This is a messenger RNA of Contarinia nasturtii (swede midge), 454 nucleotides long. Its product is annotated as gamma-1-syntrophin-like. The record is from RefSeq and is a predicted model, not a curated record. Bases 70 to 432 code for a protein of 120 amino acids. The transcript has 8 exons. NCBI's taxonomy places the organism in Eukaryota, Metazoa, Arthropoda, Insecta, Diptera, Cecidomyiidae. Gene Ontology annotation, molecular function: protein binding; structural molecule activity. Gene Ontology annotation, cellular component: intracellular anatomical structure; dystrophin-associated glycoprotein complex.